Messenger RNA from Hevea brasiliensis (rubber tree), 873 nucleotides. RefSeq lists its product as uncharacterized. Lineage: Eukaryota; Viridiplantae; Streptophyta; Magnoliopsida; Malpighiales; Euphorbiaceae. Bases 121 to 873 code for a protein of 250 amino acids. The transcript is spliced from 3 exons. The record is from RefSeq and is a predicted model, not a curated record. Gene Ontology annotation, molecular function: protein binding.
GAUUGGAAGAAAGCUAUGGGCAUCAAACCAAUAACAACAGUGAUCAAUUAGCGUGGAGAGACAGCUCUCCACAUUGCAACUGCAGCAAACCACACCCAUUUUGUGAAAAAUCUUGUUGAUAUGAUUGCUGAAGAAAAUGUAAAGGAUUUAGCUAUUAAAACUAAACCCCCAAUUGCACCUCAAGCUUCGUCUCCAGGUGAUAAACCCCCAACUGCACCUCAAGCAUCAUCUCUAGGUGAUAAACCCCCAAUUGCACCUCAAGCUUCAUCUCUAGGUGAUGCCAUGGCUACAGCCGCAACUGCAUUCAAAAUAGCAGAGGACCCAACCAUAGGCCCCAAACCAACUGCAGCCGCAUUGACAUCUGCAACCGGAAACGCCCCACGACCACAGGACCCAGCCCCACAACCACAGGACCCAGCCCCACAACCAGAGGAGCACGGAAAUACAGCUUUUUGCUAUGCAGCUUUAUCUGGAAACGUGAAAAUUGCUCAAAUUAUGAAGAAGAAGAAGCAUGAUUUGUCAGUGAUCCGGGGUGGAAAAAAUUUAUUUCCAGUUCAUAUAGCAGCUUUGGCUGGCCAUGCACAAAUGGUGCGUGAACUGUACGAGGAAGAUCAUAUCAAAAAUCAACUAAAAGCUAAUGAUCGCAUUAGUUUACUCAUCGCUUUGGUAGAGUCUGAUAUAUAUAUAUAUGAUGUUGCACUGAAGAUGAUAGAACAUCACCCAGAGUUGGCCACUAUGAAUGAUCAUACUAGAGAGGAAGAGACAGCAUUGCAUGCGUUUGCUCGAAAGCCUUGUAUACCUUCAAUUCAAACUUCUACAGGGAUCUGGAGUAACUGCAAAAACUUCUGUUCGAACAAAAGUAAGCGCGAGUAA